Trifolium pratense (red clover) is the source of this 1290-nucleotide messenger RNA. RefSeq names its product GTP-binding protein At2g22870. The transcript is spliced from 4 exons. Bases 107 to 1012 code for a protein of 301 amino acids. Lineage: Eukaryota; Viridiplantae; Streptophyta; Magnoliopsida; Fabales; Fabaceae. Gene Ontology annotation, molecular function: GTP binding. The record is from RefSeq and is a predicted model, not a curated record.
GAUUAAACCACCAAAUUAUUUUGCGUCCAUCCGUGAACAUUUUGUUUGAGUCAUUCAUUGCUCACAACUUGGUGUGUGUCUUCUGAACAGAGAAACAAACAGGGAUAUGGUUGUUCUUCAUCUCCCAAGGCUAUUAUCCUUUUCCCUUUCUCGUCAAACCUAUUCCAUUUCAAAACGCACCUUAACCACUCUCUUACAUCCACCAAAAUCCACUCUCACAACUUCAGAACCAAACCUAGAACUAAUAUCCACAACAAUAACCCCUAAACCCCAAACCUUAUCUCUCGAAAAUAUCUUCAUUCCUCCAAACACUAAUGUCACUGAAAACGCAAGAAUAUUAAACGGUUCAAAUAUAUUACUCAGUAAUUACGCUACCGAUGCUCAAAUUAUACAAGCUGAUUUUGUCAAAAGUAGUGUUAGAUUCGAAGAUUGUCCUUCUGAUGGUCUUCCUGAAUUCGCUCUUGUUGGUCGUUCCAAUGUUGGCAAAUCUUCACUUCUUAAUUCUAUUGUUCGCCGCAAGAAACUCGCUUUAACUUCAAAGAAACCUGGGAAGACACAAUUGAUUAAUCAUUUUCGUAUUAAUGAUAGUUGGUACCUCGUUGAUUUGCCUGGAUAUGGGUAUGCAUCUGCACCGCAAGAACUUAGAAAGGAUUGGGAUAAAUUCACCAAAGACUAUUUUCUUAACCGGUCAACAUUGGUUUCAGUUUUCCUUCUAAUAGAUGGUAGCAUUCCCGCUAAAAAAAUUGAUCUUGAGUAUGCACGCUGGUUGGGUGAGAAUCAGAUCCCAAUGACAAUAAUCUUCACCAAAUGUGACAAACGGAAGAAGAAAAAGAAUGGAGAAAAGAACGGAGGCAAAAAGCCUGAGGAUAAUGUCAAUGAUUUUCAGGAGUUGAUACGUGGCUACUUCGAAACCGUGCCUCCAUGGAUCAUGACCAGUAAUGUCACCCAUGAAGGUCGUGACGAGGUACUCCUCCAUAUGGCUCAACUUCGAAACUACUGGCUCAAGCACUAGUGCGUGGAAACCUGUUGUGUUAGGGUUGCAUCGUCCAUCUUGAAUACUUAAGGGACUGUAUAUCGGAGUUACUAUAUCUUUUUCUUAUAGUAAGUUGUAGGGUAGACUAAAUGUUUUCAGCUGAUUAUUCAAGUUCUAAAUUCAUCUAAUUUCUCAUGUUUAUAGUAAUAGAAAAAUGCCUUUAAAUUGGCUUACACUUUAUGUUGUAAAGACUCUAAACUAAAUGGCAACUGCGUGUAUUAGCAAAAGAAAUGGAGGUGCAAAUAAUUUGUUAAGCA